Agrilus planipennis (emerald ash borer) is the source of this 2501-nucleotide messenger RNA. RefSeq lists its product as uncharacterized. The coding region runs from base 1 to 1305 and encodes 434 amino acids. The transcript has 2 exons. The record is from RefSeq and is a predicted model, not a curated record. Gene Ontology annotation, molecular function: nucleic acid binding; zinc ion binding. Lineage: Eukaryota; Metazoa; Arthropoda; Insecta; Coleoptera; Buprestidae.
AUGUCGGAAAGCCAGCGAAUAGCCACGCCUACCGAGGCGAGUUUACGCGAACGGCGACGGAAGCGGUCGACAUCGACAGUCAGUGUAAGUGUCGCGAGUGAGUCGAGUGACGUUGAGAGUACGUCGAAAACAAAAAAGCGCGAGAAAGGAAAGAAGAAUAUUGCGUGGUGUGAUGACGUUUCGGACGCCGAAAGCGGAGAUAAGGGUAAUCAACCGGAAGACGAGAUGUCAGCUAACGCCCGGAGAUUCUACAAAAUAGUUAGGGGUUUGGUUCCGAUGAAGUCGGAAACAAUUAGGGUUUCGGAUAGGAAAAUAAUCAGGGAAAACGCCGACCUACUUAUGGAAAACGUGGUCCAGAUGGCGGGUGUUAUCAAGGAACUGCGGCACACCAUAAAGAAAAAGGAAGAAGAACUGAGGGACGCAACGGAGAAAGCUGCAAAAACUGUAAGUACGCCAGUUUUUUCGUAUGCGGAUAGGUUGAAAGUAGGAAAAAAUACUGUCAAUAAUGUUAGGGUUAAUGAAAACUCUUUUCCGGUUAGGAUAGAAUCAAAAACCGCGGGAAAAAGUGCUGAAUUUGUUAAAAAUAUUGUAAUGCGUACCGUCGAUCCCAUUAAAAACAACAUCGCGGUUAAAAACGUUAGGUCAACGAAAUCAGGUGAUUUGGUUGUAGACUGCGCAAGAAAGGAAGACGCAGAGAAAAUUAAAAAGUCCUUGCUUAUCAAGGCAAAGGAUGACGUCGAGGUUAGGGAAAUUAAAAAAAGGUGGCCCAGGGUUAGAAUAGAUAGGAUUAGCAAAGAACUAAACGCGAAAGAUUUACAUGAGACUAUUUUAGGGCAUAACGAUUUUAUCGGUACAUUUUGCGGAAACGAUGUAGAUAAAUUUAAAACUAAUUUUAAACAGUUGGCUGUGUUUGAAAGCAAAAACAGCAAAGAUACUUACAGCGCUAUAUUCGAAGUUAACCCUAUUUUAAGGAAAGAGAUACUAGAUAGGCCAAUUUAUUUAAAUUGGCAACGUGUAUUUGCUAGGGACCAUUUUUCUAUAUUACAGUGCUUCCAAUGUUACGACUUUGGGCACUUGUCAAAAAAUUGUAAAGUUAAAGAACAGAUAUGCGGUAAAUGCGGCGGCAAACAUAGCUUUAAGGAUUGUAAAUCGAAAAAUACUUCGUGCAUUGUUUGUGUUAGGUCAAAUAAGGAUAAGAAACAUGCGCCGGUUAAUGUAGACCACGACGCAAAAAGCCAGUCUUGCCCGACGAUGAACCGGAUAAAAAAUGCCAUUUUAUCCAACAUCGACUUUUAUGGACAAUAAUAGCCAUAAAAAUAACCCCGACGCGAAUUUCGUUUUAAAUUUUGGUCAAAUUAAUUUAGGAAAGGGCAAGGCGGCUACUAGCAAUCUUCUGAAAGUUAUUUUAGAUAAAAAGUUGGACAUUUGUUUUGUGCAAGAGCCUACAGUCAAUAAAUCGCGUAUUGUUGGUUUUUCUAAGAAUAAUCUUAUUAUUUCAAAGUCGAGUAAUAUUCCAAAAGUUGCAAUCAUUGUAAGCAACACAAAUAUUGCAAGUUUAUUUUUAGAAAGUGUUUCUUGCGAAAACAUAAUUGUAGUUGAAAUUACUGUAAACGGCAACAUUUUCGUUCUCGUCAACGUCUAUUUACCACCCGCCGGCGCUAACGUCGACGAAAACCAGUUUCUGCAACGACUUGUUCACGUUAUCUCGAAGCUUGACCGAACGAAACCUGUUGUUGUUGCAGGCGAUUUUAAUGCGAAAAAUUAUGUUUGGGGUAGUCCAAUAAAUGACAAUAGAGGAACAAAUAUUUUAGAAAUUUUCGAAAAUAACAAUUUAUUUGUUGUAAAUAAUAAUAUUGAACCGACUUUUGUUGGACAUCGCGGAUCAAGUUUCGUCGAUAUAACUUUUGCUAAUUUUGAAGCAAUAAAAGUAAUAAAAAAUUGGCACUUAUCGGACGAAGAAACACUUUCUGAUCACAAAUUAAUCACCUGGCAAAUUUCAUUCGUAAAAAACGAAACAGAAUUGAUUGACCGUAGGUUUUGCAAUAAAAAAGCAAAUUGGGGUAUUUUUUCGGAGAAAUUUAGGGAAAACAUAGGAAACGUAGUACUAAUCGACGAAAACAAUGUUUCAGAACGCGCUAAUUUUUUAAAUGACUGCAUAGUAGAAGCUUGUGAGGCGUCAAUGCCGCCUAAAAAAUCUUUUAGGAAUAGUGUACCGUGGUGGACUAAGGAACUUACUGAAAAAAGAAUAGAAUCGCGAAGACUUCGUCGCUCCUUUCAACGUGAAAAAAACGACGCGAUUAGAUUAAAUAAACGAGCUGAAUACAACCGCGCAUUUCGUGAAUAUAAAGAUCUUUUGGUCAAAACAAGGGGCGAUAAAUUUAAAGAUUUUUGCACUCGUAAUUCCGAAAAAGAUCCUUGGGGAACCGCCUAUAAAGUUAUUCGCGGGAAAAAUUCAAAUCGGAUUAGUUUUCAAAAUUUAAAACUUCCCGACGGCACUUUUA